AUGCCUCAAGCACAGCCAGAGCUGAAGAAAUAUCUUGAUAAAAGGCUAUUUGUUCAACUUAAUGGAAGCAGAAAAGUAAUUGGAAUUCUUCGGGGUUACGAUGUAUUCUUAAACGUCGUCUUAGACGACGCUGUGGAAGAGAAAGAAGGUGGGGAGAAAGUCCGACUGGGUAUGGUUGUUAUCCGAGGAAACUCAGUCGUAAUGCUUGAAGCCCUCGAGAGAAUAGGUGGUGGACCGAAAGCGUUGUAG
This is a messenger RNA of Blumeria graminis f. sp. triticale, 249 nucleotides long. NCBI's taxonomy places the organism in Eukaryota, Fungi, Ascomycota, Leotiomycetes, Helotiales, Erysiphaceae. The record is from the annotation of a GenBank genome assembly.